AAGCCCCGCCUUCGGCCCCGCCCUCCUCCCGGUCUCCUUUGCGCCGCGCGCCUGCGCCUGCGCCGGCUUCCAGCUGGAGCUGGACCCGAGAGCCGGAGGGGCGUGCGCGCGCGCCCUCGGCCCUGUUGCGCGCGCGGUGUCACCUUGGGCGCGAGUGGGGCCGCGCGCGCGCAGGACCCGGCGCUGGGGGCCAUUGAGUGGCGAUGGCGGCGACGGCGAGUCCCGGGGCCGGCGGGAUGGACGGAAAGCCCCGCACCUCCCCCAAGUCCGUCAAGUUCCUGUUUGGGGGCCUGGCCGGGAUGGGAGCCACAGUUUUUGUGCAACCGCUGGAUCUGGUGAAGAACCGGAUGCAGCUGAGCGGGGAAGGAGCCAAGACACGAGAGUACAAAACCAGCUUCCAUGCCCUCACCAGCAUCCUGAGGGCAGAAGGGCUGCGGGGCAUUUACACUGGGCUGUCAGCUGGCCUGCUGCGCCAGGCCACCUACACCACCACCCGCCUUGGCAUCUACACGGUGCUGUUUGAGCGCCUCACUGGGGCUGACGGUACACCCCCUGGCUUUCUGCUGAAGGCCCUGAUUGGCAUGACGGCCGGUGCAACUGGUGCCUUUGUGGGAACACCAGCUGAAGUGGCUCUCAUCCGCAUGACCGCCGACGGCCGGCUUCCGCCUGACCAGCGCCGGGGCUACAAAAACGUGUUUAAUGCCCUGAUUCGAAUCGCCCGGGAGGAGGGAGUGCCCACACUGUGGAGGGGCUGCAUCCCUACCAUGGCUCGUGCUGUCGUGGUCAACGCGGCCCAGCUGGCCUCCUACUCCCAGUCCAAGCAGUUCUUACUGGACUCAGGCUACUUCUCCGACAACAUCCUGUGCCAUUUCUGCGCCAGCAUGAUCAGUGGCUUGGUCACCACUGCCGCUUCCAUGCCCGUGGACAUCGCCAAGACCCGGAUCCAGAACAUGAGAAUGAUUGACGGGAAGCCAGAAUACAAGAACGGGCUGGACGUGCUGGUGAAGGUUGUCCGCUACGAGGGCUUCUUCAGCCUGUGGAAGGGUUUCACGCCCUACUACGCCCGCCUGGGCCCCCACACCGUCCUCACCUUCAUCUUCUUGGAGCAGAUGAACAAGGCCUACAAGCGUCUCUUUCUCAGUGGCUGAGGCAGGCAAGGGGCCCAGAGCCGGUGUGCCAGGGCUCCCCUCACCCGCUGCCCCCACAGUCAGUGUGCCCCCGGGGGCCUGGACUCCGCUGCCCUGGGCCCCUGUAUUUAUUUUUCCUCCACGGUCUGGUUCUCUCCUUUGCGGUAAAGGACUUUGGCCUGUCCUACCCCUGCGUCACCUCGCCCUCCCUGUCCCGAUCCUCGUGACAUCUCUGCCCCUGGCUGUGCCUCAGAGGGAGCUGGGAAACUCCCUGAGGAUUUCCGGUCUCCUCUUGGGUGUUAGUUUCAGGGCAUGUAGGACAGCAGAGGACCCGCCUUCUCAGUGGGUAAACCAAGGCAGAGCUGAGGGGACAGGAGACGGCAGAAGCCGUUGGGAUGGUCGCAAGGUCUGCAGUGGGAGGACGUGACCUUUCCUCCACCUCCCUGAGGACAUGAUCAAUAAAUCGGAUUGAUGACACCA
Messenger RNA from Leopardus geoffroyi (Geoffroy's cat), 1607 nucleotides. It is a transcript of the gene SLC25A11, whose product is annotated as solute carrier family 25 member 11. The coding region runs from base 204 to 1148 and encodes 314 amino acids. Gene Ontology annotation, cellular component: mitochondrial membrane. NCBI's taxonomy places the organism in Eukaryota, Metazoa, Chordata, Mammalia, Carnivora, Felidae. The transcript is spliced from 8 exons. The record is from RefSeq and is a predicted model, not a curated record. Gene Ontology annotation, biological process: phosphate ion transmembrane transport; mitochondrial transport; malate transmembrane transport. Gene Ontology annotation, molecular function: malate transmembrane transporter activity; sulfate transmembrane transporter activity; thiosulfate transmembrane transporter activity.